This is a messenger RNA of Orbicella faveolata, 2431 nucleotides long. Its product is annotated as solute carrier family 2, facilitated glucose transporter member 3-like. Gene Ontology annotation, molecular function: hexose transmembrane transporter activity. The record is from RefSeq and is a predicted model, not a curated record. Gene Ontology annotation, cellular component: membrane. Lineage: Eukaryota; Metazoa; Cnidaria; Anthozoa; Scleractinia; Merulinidae. Gene Ontology annotation, biological process: monosaccharide transmembrane transport.
UCUUUCCAAUUUGGCUACGGUACAUCGUGUAUCAAUGGACCGGAGAAGAACAUAAGGAAUUAUUUCAAUAAACACACAGAGUUUACAAGUUUGAUGUGGUCCACAGCUGUGGCGAUAUUUGCUGUUGGUGGAAUGUCUGGUGCUCUUGUUGGUCCAGUCAUUGCCAGUUCACUAGGCAGUAAAAGAACCCUAUUGUUGAACAAUCUACCAGCCUUGUUAGGCUCUAUGAUGAUGUUUUUCUCAUACCACGCUAAAGCACCAUCAUUACUUAUUACUGGACGCCUUAUUGUUGGCUUUAAUAGUGGUGUAAAUACUGCUGUCGCCCCAGUAUAUUUGUCAGAGAUUGCUCCAAUCAGAUUACGAGGUGCUCUUGGUGUACUAAAUCAGUUAGGAAUAGUCACAGGAAUUCUUGUAGGAUUGAUAUUUGGACUUAAACAGAUGCUUGGUACAGAUGAUGGGUGGCCUUACUCACUUGGAUUUGGAUUUCUUGUUGCCAUGCUUCAGUUCUUAACCCUCCCGUUUUCUCCAAGAAGUCCACGUUAUUUAUUACUUAACCUAAAUAAAGAAGCAGAGACUGUGCAAGCCCUGAAUAAGCUAAGAGGAACUACUGAUGUAAUGAUGGACAUUGAAGAAAUGAGGAUUGAACAGGAACAUCAGCUGAGAGAGCAGGUAGUCACUGUGGCCAGCCUGCUUCAAAUGAAAGCACUGAGAAUUCCAUUGCUGAUAAGUGUUGUGUUACAGCUGGGUCAACAGCUUAGUGGAAUCAAUGCAGUGUUUUAUUAUUCCACAUCAAUACUUGAGAAGGCUGGUGUUAAAGAAAGUCGUGUAGCAUCUUGCGCUGUUGGUGUUGUCAGUGUAAUUAUGACUGGUGUUACAGUUAAAACAGUUGAAAUUAUUGGAAGAAGGUCAUUACUGCUGGUAGGAUUUGGUGGCAUGUUUGUCUUCUAUGCUGUGAUGACAGUAUCCUUCCGUUAUGAGAAUUUGUAUGGAAUGAAUAAUGUAUCUGUGGUGGCCACAUUGCUGGUUGUUGUCUUUUUUCAAGUUGGUCCAGGUGCAAUUCCCUGGUUUAUAACAGCUGAACUCUUCUCUCAAAGCUCCAGGGCUGCUGCUGUUAGUAUAGCAGGCGUUGCUAACUGGCUGUCAAACUUUGUGGUUGGACUUGUAUUUCCAUCAUUGCAGGAAACGUUAUAUCCUUACACUUUCCUGGUUUUCAUGGCAUUGCUGGCCUUUUUCUUUGCUUUUACCUUCUAUCUGGUUCCCGAGACGAAAGGAAAAACCAUUGAAGAAAUAACAAGAUGCUUCAGGAAUGAAAAUGAUCAAAGUUUUCAUGACAGAAUCGAAAAAGAGAAUAAUGUAGAUGAAGACAACGAAUAAAUGAGAAGUCAUGCCAGUAAUCAUAAUGUCCAUUGAAGUUUAGAUCAGUUACUUCAUUUUUGAAAUGCUUGCUUGCUGGUAAGUUACUAGCCUGCAGAACAGGGGUAAUUUUUUUGCUUAUUUUAGGCGAACAGAGGCGAAUGCGGGGCGCGCGCGAAGUGCAAGGCGCACGCGAGGAGAAGAGCGCGAAAAAUAUAACGCCUGUAUGCAAACUAUUAUUCAAGCUCUUGUGGCAUUCAAGUAUGAAUGCUGCUACCCAAUUGGUUGCUUACGCAUCACGUGAUCCCCGACUGUUUUUCAAAUAAAACGCGGGUGUCGCAUCAUCUUGUUCGGUGAACGAAGCUAUUGAAGAAGUCCUUCGUUUAUUAGUGUAGAGUGCACUAUUGGGAUGGUUUGGGGGUUGACGUCCGCUAAAGUUAUAUUUCAUCAAGGUAAUAAGGUGUAAACUUUAUUGUUAGUUCAAUUAGCUAAUUUCAAAUAAUCAGUUAGUCUUGCGGGCAGGGGGGCUGGGGGCUGGGUGGGUAGGUACCCGUGUGGACUACGCAAAACGGGGCAUAAUUACGUUGCUCUUUACAUUACAUGACAAUACUAGAUAUAUUUUCGAAAAUCUCUUGCUAUCCUUGUGGUGCUAUUCUCUUAAGAACAAAAGUAAUUUGCUCAAAAUGCAUGCGCAGAUUAGGUAACGUCAGUGUCGACUAUAUGAUAGGUAGCAGAUACAUUUCACACGGGAUUUCACACGAACGUUGAGUGCUUUUCCUUGUGGUGGAGCACAACAUGUAAGACGCAUGCGUUCUAGCUUUGCUAGUUUGAUAAAUUUCGUUCCGCACUUUUUUUUUGUUGUUGAGUGAUACCACACUCUCGUUUUGACCGGAUAUAGCAGCUAUAUAUUUCAGGUAACGUCAGCUCUCCUUUUUUAAUGCAAAGAACGCUACUCUGACUGUGCGUAUCUUCUGGAAUCAACACUAGCUCAAUUCAAGAAAUUUCGUCUGCUGAUUUAGAACUGUUGUGUAUUUGCCAGGGCUCAAAUAAAAGAAUGGAAAGAUAUUGCUUCUCCUUA